Molecule: messenger RNA, 2423 nt
Organism: Rhipicephalus sanguineus (brown dog tick)
Lineage: Eukaryota; Metazoa; Arthropoda; Arachnida; Ixodida; Ixodidae
Exons: 7
Coding region: 1468-2199 (243 amino acids)
Source: RefSeq, a predicted model, not a curated record
ACCACUGUGCAUAAUAUCGGGACUGGUCUGUGUCCGAAUGGUUCUGCAAUGGCUUGUGAAAAUGAAACUAUUUGAGCGGCAAAGAAGGUUACUCCUUAAACUAUCUUGCGUAUCUUCGAGGGUGCGUGCAUAUAUGCCAGGCCCGCUGAAUUGUCAACUGUACCUGUAUAUGUAAAGCCAACAGCAUUAUUCUAAUAUAGAAGAAAUUUGAGAGCGAGCGCAGUUAUUUGCAGCGCCACCACCCGGGAUUGAACAAAAACGUAAAGUAUGGCGUCCGAAAUUUUCGCGAAGACGAGAUCAAAACAAGAUUUCACAUUUUACAUUACUUUUUGUAGCAAUACGUAGCAACAGAAGCUAGUUUAAAGAAAGAAAGUAAAAAACCAGCACAUAUGCAGCUAUAAAAGGUGACACUAAGAAUAAAAGCCCACCAUCUACAUCUGCGAUUCGAACCCGGGCCUUUUGAGUGGGAAGCGGCCAUUCUACCCCUGCACCACUUUGCCAGAGCCGCGCGCAACUCUUAAACGACGACACAUUACAGACUACCGAUCGCAGCGCUGCAGGUGGAUUGACCCUGUUUGGGCUUCACUUUCUGUGCAUUGGUGCUGCGGCCGUUCAGCGCACUCCCCUGUUCUAGUACACUCUAGUUCAGGUGUCCACCGGUAAGCCAAGCCUAGGCUAGCGAUUGAGAAAGUGAUGCGAACGGGGCCCAAUUCUACUCUUGAAGGCGAAAGUCAAGCGUCCUCAAAGUUUAUAUUCUCCUGAUACUUUCUCGGUUUGUUUACUGUAUGUCUCUUUUAGCAAAUCUUUUUUUCCUUUUUUUCGGUUCAUUCGCUACCUUGGUGUUCCUCCCGCUGUUUCAACAACAAGCUUAUCGUUCGUCUUCGUUUGUUUGGAACCACAUGCGAGGACUAACGUUCAUUUGUAGCGCUUUCUGUUUCAUGUUUUACGCAGAAACAUUUCGCUCAACAACUAUACCGUUCGUUUCCUCUCGCUGCAUAUUCCCUGGCCGAUCUACAAUAGUGGGUAUGGGCCAUUCCCAAGGCGAACAUCACUGUAAUCAUGACACGCUAGGACGCUGCCGCGGAAAGCCUGGUUAGUCCCUCAGUGCAGCAAUAACAUUUCUAUUGGAACGUCACAGUGGAGCAGUGCGCACUGUUCUACCGAGUUUCACCCCAAAGGCAAUGUUAUUCAAGCUUGUGCUCCGUAUGAACAAUCCACGCUUCAAGUCGCCACCUUAUUGACCCGCUUUGAAGCGGCCGCUUUAGGGAAAUCUUCGAAGAUGAUCGCCUUUGAGCCCAAGCCAGUUUGCUCGUCGGCCAACAUGAGCAUGGAAGCCUGGCAAAGCCCAGAUUGGGAAGACAGUUCAUGGAAUAUCGGCGCACUCGGAGGCUUCACCGACUACCUACGGCACUUCCAACUCCAAGAUGAGAUACUGCACGCUCCGCGAGGUAUCUCAAAGCAGGUGAUAUGGAAGACAAUGCUUCUGGGCUACGCAUUGGCGAUUACCACCGCUCGCAUCACAGCGGUCACGCUCAGCAGGCGACGGGUCAUUCUGGCAGCUGUGCUUCUUGCAAUCACGUAUCCAGCCACGAGUUCACAUCUGCAGAGCUUGAGCUCACAGACUCUCUACGGAGCCAUCUUGGUCUCAAUCUUGGAAGUGACUUGCGUGGCAAGACUGCUGAGCUUGAAGCCGUUUGGCCCUGUAGCCGCCGCGACCGGUGCCCUUCUACGCCUUGUGACAGCUUUGGCACCGCCGGUUAUCAAACAGUCAGCCUCCGUGAGUUUAAGAUGGCAGCUACCGAACGUGUGUCUCCUGGCACCAGCUGUGUUUCUCCUGCUUUUCGUCUACGUCAUGACCAAGUCACACUGCAGUUUUUGCUUACAGCAGAUGGAAUAUAUACCGUAUUCGCUACGUCUGAAACACGCACAAAAUUGUGCAAGGUUGACUAUAACAUCAACGUGACAGACACGCAAGUGUACUUCAACAGGAACUACACUCCAGGUCAAGGAGGGCCAUAUGUAGAGAGUCUUGUGGGAACGUUUUUUGGUAAACAAGAUGAUCCAACUACAAUGCUGCUGAGGACAACAGAUGGUGCUGAGAGAGGUGCAGAGCAGUUGGUGUACCAAGAUGAUGAACACAAGUGCGGAAUAUUUUUUGCGGUACUGAAACGAACGUACGCCGGCCGUGAAGUGGUAUGACAGCUGUGAACUACGUGUAAAGUCGGGUCACUCUCCCCCAGCAACUACCGACGACUGCGUAGAGAAGUUCAUCACAAUAUGCGACCCAGAACGCACCGUAACGUACACUGUGUGGCCAACAUUAUGCAUCUACAUUGUUUCUAGCCCAACAGGAGUCAAAUCGACAGCUAAAAGCCGUUAUCUUAGACAGUUGUACAGACUUGUGACAACAAAAUAAAAUUUUU